AUGACAGCUCGAGUCGCACCUGGCUCUUCAUCCUACUCGGAGCCGCCUACCAUUAUUUCUCCAACUGCCGACCACGAUGUCCUACGAGGCCGUAAAAGAGAGCGAAGCCUGACCCGCGGCAGUGUCCGCCCAUUUCGAGCUGCACUACCAGACGAGUCGAGCAACCUUCGAGGUCGCUCUCGUCGCCGAGCCGCAUCCCCAGCUCUCAAUUAUACAUCCCGACCUUCGUCGCCCAGAAGAGUGCCAUCUCCCACAAGACGCCGGCUUCUUCAUGCCCGCCUCCGCCGAGAGCACUGUCCUUCACGUGUUGCAUCACCCGCUGAGCAGCAGCUCCAGCUCCAGCUCCAGCAACACCGACCAGCCCGGUCAAAGCAGCGAACCCGGAGCCAGAGCCGGGGCCCUCGUCUUGAGAUGGAGCUCGGAGCUCAGCAAUCUACCGAUGGCCUUUCCGGGCUGCGGAACGAGGUCCGAGCCUCGUCUUCUGACACCGCAGACGAGACAAAGCCGAGUGCAUAA
Molecule: messenger RNA, 516 nt
Organism: Fusarium sp. VM40
Lineage: Eukaryota; Fungi; Ascomycota; Sordariomycetes; Hypocreales; Nectriaceae
Source: the annotation of a GenBank genome assembly